UGUCAACAAGGAGGAUUUGGAAAACAUCCUAUUGGGAGAUUAACAAGGACAGAGCCCCGGUCCUUCUCUGUGCAUGUGUGAGCGCUUGCGUGCAGGAGAGAAAGAAAGAGGGAGGGACAGACAGGACAUCCCAGCGUGUGACAGAUGGAGGAGGGAGGUGGGGGUGAGCUGCCUGGUAGGAGGCUGGCAUGUUUUCCCAUCUAAACCGGUGACAAAGUGGCGAGCAGUGGCUCCCCGGAGCAGAGGAGAUCACAGCCACCGCACGGAGAGGUACGCGGAGCGGGAGGAGAGCCGAGCACCGCGCAGCCUGCAGCCGCUGGAGCCACAGCAUCGGGGCGGGGAUCAGAACCGAGCCACAUCGGAGGGAGCGACGUUUUUUUUCUUUUUCCUUUUUAAACCCGGCGAACGGGGCGCGUUGUCUGCCGAAACUCCUUCCCAUUCCUCCUCCAGAUCGGCAGACAUGGGCGUGACUUCCCCCCCGCUGCUGCUAAUAUGCAUAUACCUGACGGCAGUCGGCCGGGCGCGCUCGGAGGGCGUCUGCCUCCAGGACGGCAAGCACAAGGCCACGCCCGGCGCGGAGCCACGCCUGUCCGAGUGCGGGCUUUACGCCGACAACAGCUGCUGCACGGAGGAAGACAUCCAGGAUAUUGCCUAUGUUCCUUCUGACAGCAAUAAGAAUGAACCCUGGGACAAAUGUGGUCCUCUGAGCUCAGAGUGCGAGGGCUACCUGAAGCGCGUGUCGUGUUUUUACCGCUGCUCCCCUGACGCCUCCCGCUGGCCUCAUCCUCACCGCCGCUCGUACAUCCAGGCGGUGCCGCUCUGCCACAGCUUCUGCCGUGACUGGUUCGAUGCCUGUAGGAUGGACAUGACGUGUGCUCGCAACUGGGCCAGGGACCCCCGGGGCCAGAACUGCACUGGGACCUGUGUUCAGUAUCAGCAGAUGUAUCAGCACGGCAGGGAUCUCUGCGAGAGCCUGUGGGGCGACGCCUUCAUGACGGUGGAGGACGACCAGCAGGAGGCCGGAGAGAACGGGGCGGAGGGCCGGCCCUGCGGCUGCCUCACCCUCAGUCCCUCGGACAAGGACGUGAUCGCAGCGCUGCGGGCCCAGCAGGACGACCCGGAGGAGCUGGACACCACCAAGGCCGGCCUGCCGCAGUACCGGGCCCCCUGCCGGGCCAAGAUGCCGGCGCCGGCCAAGAGCGGCCGGAGGGCGAACUCCGUCCUGCGGAAACGCUCGGUGGAGAUCGACGACGUGGAGGGGAGCGGGAGCGGUUUGUAGAUCCUGUUCGGUAAAGAUGCAUCACUAGUUUCCGAUGCGUAAUGCUAAACUGUGAAAAUAAAGGCGUAACUUUGUUCUUCUAAAAAAAAAAAAAAAAAUGACCGCAUGGGCGUACAUAUUUACAGCGACGGGUUAGGGCCACUGUAGAUCCAGGAGAACAAGAAGUAAAUUUGCGAGAUAAAAACUCUGAAAUUUUUAGAUUAAGCUGAAAGCUUUCUA
Molecule: messenger RNA, 1498 nt
Organism: Xiphophorus couchianus (Monterrey platyfish)
Lineage: Eukaryota; Metazoa; Chordata; Actinopteri; Cyprinodontiformes; Poeciliidae
Gene: rtbdn
Product: retbindin
Exons: 6
Coding region: 74-1279 (401 amino acids)
Cellular component (GO): external side of plasma membrane
Molecular function (GO): riboflavin transmembrane transporter activity; signaling receptor activity; riboflavin binding
Source: RefSeq, a predicted model, not a curated record